Anopheles coustani is the source of this 15369-nucleotide messenger RNA. RefSeq names its product ryanodine receptor (gene RyR). NCBI's taxonomy places the organism in Eukaryota, Metazoa, Arthropoda, Insecta, Diptera, Culicidae. The record is from RefSeq and is a predicted model, not a curated record. The transcript is spliced from 30 exons. Bases 1 to 15288 code for a protein of 5095 amino acids. Gene Ontology annotation, biological process: calcium ion transmembrane transport; intracellular calcium ion homeostasis. Gene Ontology annotation, molecular function: protein binding; ryanodine-sensitive calcium-release channel activity. Gene Ontology annotation, cellular component: sarcolemma; calcium channel complex; smooth endoplasmic reticulum.
AUGGCAGAAGCAGAGGGAGGAUCCGAGCAGGAUGAUGUUUCAUUCCUGCGGACGGAAGACAUGGUCUGCCUGUCCUGCACGGCAACCGGCGAGCGUGUGUGUCUGGCGGCCGAAGGCUUCGGCAACCGGCACUGCUUCCUGGAGAACAUCGCAGACAAGAACAUCCCGCCGGACCUAUCGCAGUGCGUGUUCGUCAUCGAGCAGGCCCUCUCGGUGCGCGCCCUGCAGGAGCUGGUGACGGCCGCCGGCUCGGAAACGGGAAAAGGUACCGGAUCUGGUCACCGGACGCUGCUUUAUGGCAAUGCUAUCCUGCUGCGUCACAACAACAGCGACAUGUAUCUUGCAUGCCUGUCGACGUCUUCCUCUAACGAUAAGCUGUCGUUCGAUGUCGGUCUGCAAGAGCACAGCCAGGGUGAGGCCUGUUGGUGGACGGUUCAUCCGGCCAGCAAGCAGCGCUCGGAAGGUGAAAAGGUUCGCGUCGGUGACGAUCUCAUUCUGGUGUCCGUCGCCACCGAGCGUUAUCUGCACACGACCAAAGAGAACGAUCUGUCGAUCGUCAACGCGAGCUUCCACGUGACGCACUGGAGCGUACAACCGUAUGGUACCGGUAUUUCGCGCAUGAAGUACGUCGGCUACGUGUUCGGUGGCGACGUGCUUCGCUUCUUCCACGGUGGCGAUGAAUGUUUGACGAUUCCGAGCACCUGGAGCGUAGACUCAGGGCAGAAUAUUGUCGUGUACGAAGGAGGCUCUGUAAUGUCACAAGCUCGAUCGCUGUGGCGUCUGGAGCUGGCCCGUACCAAGUGGGCCGGUGGGUUUAUCAACUGGUCGCACCCGAUGCGCAUCCGCCAUUUAACGACUGGCCGGUACCUCGGCGUGAACGAGAACAACGAGCUCAUCCUGAUGACGCGUGACCAGGCGACUACUUCGCAGACCGCUUUCGUGCUGCGGCUCGAGAAGGACGACCAGAAGGUGGUGCUGGAGGAUAAGGAUCUGGAAAUCAUCGGCGCACCGAUCAUCAAGUACGGUGACUCGACGGUUAUCAUGCAGCACUACGAGUCGGGCCUGUGGGUCAGCUACAAGAGCUACGAGACGAAGAAGAAGGGCGUCGGUAAGGUCGAGGAAAAACAGGCCAUACUCCACGAGGAAGGCAAGAUGGACGAUGGGUUGGACUUUUCACGCUCGCAGGAGGAGGAAUCGCGUACAGCUCGCGUCAUUCGUAAAUGUAGCAGCUUGUUCACCAAGUUUAUCAGUGGCCUUGAAACGCUGCAGGAGAAUCGCCGUCAUUCGAUAUUCCUGCAAACGGUCAACCUCGGUGAGAUGGUUAUGUGCCUGGAGGAUCUGAUCAACUACUUCGCUCAGCCCGAGGAUGACAUGGAGCACGAGGAGAAGCAGAACCGGCUGCGCGCGUUGCGCAAUCGGCAGGACCUGUUCCAGGAGGAAGGUGUUCUCAACCUGAUCCUGGAGGCGAUCGACAAAAUCAACGUCAUCUCGUCGCAGGGCUUCCUGGCGUCCUUCCUGGCCAACGACGAAAGUGGCCAAAGUUGGGACAUGAUUUCCGGCUACCUCUACCAGCUGCUGGCUGCCAUUAUCAAGGGCAACCACACGAACUGCGCUCAGUUUGCCAACUCGAACCGUCUGAACUGGCUGUUCUCUCGACUCGGUUCGCAGGCGUCUAGCGAGGGCUCGGGAAUGCUGGAUGUACUGCACUGCGUGCUUAUCGACUCACCGGAGGCGCUGAACAUGAUGCGUGACGAACAUAUCAAGGUGAUCAUCUCGCUGCUGGAGAAGCACGGCCGCGAUCCGAAGGUACUGGACGUUCUGUGCUCGCUGUGCGUCGGUAACGGCGUGGCGGUACGCUCGUCGCAGAACAACAUCUGUGACUUUCUGCUGCCAGGCAAAAAUCUACUCCUGCAGACCGGACUCGUCGAUCAUGUGGCCAGCAUCCGGCCGAACAUCUUUGUCGGUCGCGUCGAAGGUUCCGCCAUCUAUCAGAAGUGGUACUUCGAGGUAACGAUGGAUCACAUCGAGCAGAUGACGCACAUGACGCCCCAUCUGCGCAUCGGUUGGGCCAACACGGCCGGUUACGUGCCGUACCCGGGCGGUGGCGAGAAGUGGGGCGGAAACGGAGUCGGUGACGAUCUCUUUUCGUACGGGUACGACGGUGUACACUUCUGGUCUGCCGGACGGCGCACCUGCGUCGUGCCUCGGGAGGUUACGGAGCCGUACAUCAAGAAGGGUGACGUCAUCGGCUGCACGCUAGAUCUUAGCGUCCCGGUAAUUCGCUUUACGUUCAACGGUGAACCGGUGCAGGGUUGCUUCACCGAUUUCAACCUGGACGGCAUGUUCUUCCCCGUCAUGAGCUGCUCGUCGAAGUUGAGCUGUCGCUUCCUGUUCGGCGGCGAUAACGGACGUCUGAAGUUCAACCCGCCGCCCGGUUUUUCACCGCUCGUGCAGUGCCUUAUGCCUCACCAGAACCUCAGUCUGGAUCCGUGCUUCUACUUCGGCAAUCUGAACAAGAACGUCCUGGCCGGACCCUGGCUCGUGGAAGACGAUUCUGCUUUCGUGCCGAAACCGGUCGAUACGUCAACCGUAACGUUGCCCUCGUCGGUCGAGACGAUCCGGGACAAGCUGGCGGAGAACAUCCACGAAAUGUGGGCGUUGAACAAGAUCGAAGCCGGUUGGACCUGGGGCGAACGGCGUGACGACGUGUACCGCAUUCAUCCGUGUCUGACAUCGUUCGAGAAGCUGCCGUCCGCUGAGAAGCGCUACGAUUGCCAGCUAGCCGUGCAGACUCUCAAGACGAUCCUCUCGCUCGGCUACUACAUCUCGGUUGACAAACCGCCGGCACGCAUCCGUCCCAUCCGCCUGCCGAACGACCCGUACAUGCAGGGCAACGGCUACAAACCGGCACCGCUGGAUCUCAGCGCGGCCGUGCUCACGCCCAAGAUGGAGGAGCUGGUGGACCAGCUGGCCGAAAACACGCACAACCUGUGGGCCAAGGAGCGCAUUCAGCAGGGUUGGACGUACGGUUUGAACGAGGACUCGGAGAACUUGCGCAGCCCUCAUCUGGUUCCGUACUCGAAGGUGGACGAAGCGAUCAAGAAGGCCAACCGCGAUACAGCCUCCGAGACGGUGCGCACGCUGCUCAUCUACGGCUACAACCUGGAUCCACCGACUGGCGAGGCCAACGAGGCGCUAGCCGCCGAGGCCCUGCGUCAAAAGUUCGCAGCCUACCGUACGUACCGUGUCGAGCGGACGUAUGCGGUCACUUCCGGCAAGUGGUACUUCGAGUUUGAAGUGCUGACAGCCGGUCCGAUGCGGGUUGGUUGGGCUCGAGCCGACUGCAACCCUGGCACGAUGCUGGGAAGCGACGACUCUACGUGGGCUUUCGAUGGAUACAAUGCACGCAAGAUCCACCUCCAUACGCUCGAAGACUUUGGUCGUCGGUAUAAGAUUGGGGACAUCAUCGGUUGCUUCAUAAACGUCCACGAGAAGAGCAUAAGUUUCUCACUGAACGGUGAGCUGCUGAUGGAUGCCCUCGGCGGGGAGACUACGUUCGCCGACGUUAACGCACCGGAAGGUGUUGGAUUUGUGCCGGCGUGCACGAUCGGUAUCGGCCAGAAAGCUCGCGUCGUUUACGGACAGGAUGUGGACUCGCUGAAAUGGUUCACCACCUGCGGUUUGCAGGAAGGCUACGAACCGUUCUGCGUGAACAUGAAACGCCCGGUCACUCACUGGUACACGAAAGAUCAACCAAUCUUCGAGAACACCGAUGAAAUUCCGGACGGUAAGAUCGACGUCACUAGAAUCCCGGGCGGAGCGGAUACGCCGCCCUGCAUGAAAAUCUCGCACAACACGUUCGAGACGAUGGAAAAGGCGAACUGGGAGUUUCUGCGACUUUCGCUGCCAGUUACGUGCGCAAACACGUUUAUCAGUGAGUCGGAAAAAAUGCGCCGCUGGGAGGAGAUUCGCAUCCGUCAGCACCGUUUGAUGACGGAGGUUGACCACUCGGCACCGGCGCACUUCGACCACAUCAUGCGUAGCGGAUUCACCAUGAACGACAUCAAGGGUCUUCACCGGAACUACUCGGAGGACGCCGCCGAAGCGGACGAUAUGCUUCGCAACGGACCUCGCCGGCCUUCUCGUCACGCGCCGCGUGGUGGCCUCAGCCCACCCGGCAUCGAGAUCAACGGCGAAGCCACGAGUGACGGCGAGCUGAACGCGUACUCGGACAACGAACUCGAAGGAGCCGGUGACGAUCGCAAGAAGCGUGGCCGCAGCCCGUUCCGCUUGUUCGGCAAGAAGCGCGACCAGAGCAAGGACAAGCUGAAGGACCGGCGCACCCCGGAGCCGGAACCACGCAAGAGCAACCUGAAGGUGGCCCAGCGAAGCCAGGCUAUGCGUCUGUCGAACAGCGAUCUGCGUUCGCAACCACCGAUGACGCCGGAGCGCAAGGGAGGCAUGGGCAGCCCGCAGGUGGAAUCGUUCGGCAACGAAGUGUACGAUGCCGACUGUUUGCGCCUCAUCAACGAAUACUUUUACGGCGUGCGCAUCUUCCCCGGUCAGGACCCGACGCACGUGUACGUCGGCUGGGUAACGACACAAUACCACGUCCACAGCAAGGAGUUCGGACAGAAUAAGGUGCGCCACGCGGCGAUCUACGUCGAAGACGAGACUGGCAAGACGGUUGAGAUUGUAAACCGCCAGUCGUGCUACAUGGUGCGUGCGGAUGAACUGUUCAACGAAGUCACGCAGGACUCGUCUGGUAAGGGAGCCUCGCAGGGUAUGUUCGUCGGAUGCUUCGUCGACACGGCCACCGGUACGAUCCGGUUCACGUGCGAGGGUAAGGAAACGUCGCACGUCUUCCUAAUGGAGCCCGACACCAAGCUCUUCCCGGCCAUCUUCGUCGAGGCCACCAGCAAGGAGAUUCUGCAGAUCGAGCUCGGUCGUACACCGACCACGUUGCCUCUGUCGGCCGCAGUUCUGCCAACGAGCGACAAGCACAUCAACCCGCAGUUCCCACCGAGGCUGAAGGUACAAUGUCUGAAGCCGCACCAGUGGGCCCGUGUGCCCAACACCGCCCUACAGGUGCACGCCCUCAAGCUCUCGGACAUACGCGGUUGGUCGAUGCUGUGCGAAGACCCGGUGUCCAUGCUAGCCCUGCACAUCCCGGAGGAGGAUCGCUGCAUCGACAUCCUGGAGCUGAUCGAGAUCGAUCGUCUGUUGCAGUUCCACGCGCACACACUCACCCUCUACUCGGCCCUUUGUUAUCAGUCCAACUAUCGGGCAGCGCAUGCCCUGUGCUCGCACGUCGACCAGAAGCAACUACUGUACGCCAUUCAGUCGGAGUACAUGAGCGGUCCGCUGCGACUCGGUUUCUACGAUCUGUUGAUUUCUCUCCAUCUCGAAUCCCACGCCACGACAAUGGAGGUUUGUAAGAAUGAGUACAUCAUUCCGCUCGGGUCCGAUUUGCGCGAGCUGUACACCGAUCCGGAGAUGUGUCACUCGCUGCGCUCACUGCAGACGCUCUCCGUGCGCCCGGAAAUGAACAUGACCGAGAUUGCUGAACCCAUACCGGCAAUUGACUCGUUAUAUUCGCCAAGAUUCCCACUGGAGGUGGUGAGAGAGUUCGUGAUGAGCGCCCUCCAGGAGGCGGUGCUCAUCAAUCAGGUACACAAUCGCGAUCCGAUCGGUGGAUCAAACGAGAACCUCUUCCUGCCACUGAUCAAGCUGAUCGAUCGUUUGCUGCUGGUUGGCGUUAUCACCAACGAGGACGUCGAGAAGCUGCUGAUCAUGAUCGAUCCGGAAACUUGGGACCCAUUGUUCGAGAAGGAGGGUAAAGACGAACACCGCAAGGGACUGCUGACGAUGAAGAUGGCGGAGGGUGCAAAGUUGCAAAUGUGCUAUCUGCUACACCAUCUGUACGACGUACAGCUGCGCCAUCGUGUGGAGAGUAUAAUCUCAUUCGCACACAACUAUGUUGGUGAUCUGCAGCAGGAUCAGCUACGCAGAUACAUUGAGAUCAAGCAGUCGGAUUUGCCAAGCGCAGUUGCGGCGAAGAAAACGCGCGAGUUCCGCUGUCCGCCGCGUGAGCAGAUGAACGCCAUCCUAGGCUUCAAGAACCUCGAAGAGGAGGAUCUAGAGAAUGCGUCCUGCGGCUCGGAUCUGCGCAAUCGGUUGAUCGAGUUUCACGAGAGGCUCAUGGGCAAGGUGUCGUUGAAUGCCCUGCAGGAACCGGAAGAGCCGGAAGCCGACAAGGCCGAAGAUGGACGCCCGGGAGCGCUCAAGAAGGUGUACAACUUCAUAAACGCCGUUAAGGAGCUGGAGGAAGACCCGAAGGAACCGGUGGAGGAGGAAAAGAAAACGCCUGAAGAGGUGUUCCGCAAGGUGCUGAUCAAGCAGAUCGUGUCCUGGGCGGAGGAGUCGCAGAUCGAGAACCCGAAGUUGGUCCGUGAGAUGUUCAGUCUGCUCGUGCGUCAGUACGACACGAUCGGAGAGCUUAUCAAGGCGCUCAACAAAACUUACGUAAUCAACGCCAAAACGAAGAGCGAUGUGGCCAACAUGUGGGUUGGACUGAGCCAGAUACGUGCCCUGCUGCCGGUACAGAUGAGCCAGGAGGAGGAAGAGUUGAUGCGAAAGCGACUCUGGAAGCUGGUGAACAACCAUACGUUCUUCCAGCACCCGGAUCUGAUUCGUAUCCUGCGUGUGCACGAGAACGUCAUGGCGGUCAUGAUGAAUACGCUUGGGCGGCGUGCGCAGGCACAGAGCGACGCACCGGUGCAGACAGCCGAGGGCGAAGAGUCGGCACCGAAGGAGAAAGACACAUCCCACCAGAUGGUGGUAGCAUGCUGUAGGUUCCUAUGUUACUUCUGCCGUACUGGCCGCCAGAACCAGAAGGCUAUGUUCGACCACUUUGACUUCCUGCUCGAAAACUCCAACAUCCUUCUUUCACGCCCGAGCCUGCGGGGCUCGACCCCGCUGGACGUGGCGUACUCCAGCUUGAUGGAGAACACCGAGCUAGCACUAGCGCUGCGCGAACACUAUCUGGAGAAGAUUGCCAUCUACCUGUCGCGGUGCGGUCUGCAGAGUAACUCGGAACUGGUCGAACGGGGCUACCCCGAUCUGGGCUGGGAUCCGGUCGAGGGUGAACGCUACCUGGACUUCCUUCGUUUCUGCGUCUGGGUGAACGGGGAGAGUGUGGAGGAGAAUGCCAACCUCGUCAUCCGACUGCUUAUCCGCCGCCCGGAGUGUCUCGGACCGGCGCUACGUGGUGAGGGUGAAGGCCUGCUGAAGGCCAUCAUGGAAGCGAACAAAAUGUCCGAACGAAUCUCCGAACGACGCAAGAUGAUGGACGAGACCGAGGGCACCAUUGCCGGGCUUAACUUCACCCACCCCCUGCCGGAGGGUGAUGACGAUGAGGACUACAUCGACACCGGUGCAGCCAUCCUGUGCUUCUACUGUACGCUAGUUGAUCUGUUGGGUCGCUGUGCGCCAGAUGCGGCCGUUAUCGAGCAAGGCAAGAACGAGUCGCUGCGUGCGCGUGCCAUUUUGAGAUCAUUGGUUCCGCUGGAGGAUCUGCAGGGUGUGCUGAGUCUGAAGUUUACCCUCACCAACCCGGCCAUUGGUGAGGAUAGGCCAAAGUCCGACAUGCCGUCCGGUUUGGUGCCUGGCCACAAGCAGAGCAUCGUCCUGUUCCUCGAGCGCGUGUAUGGUAUCGAAACGCAGGAGCUAUUCUACCGUCUGCUGGAGGACGCUUUCCUGCCAGAUUUGCGUGCUGCAACCAUGCUUGACCGCAGUGACGGUUCCGAGAGUGACAUGGCGUUGUCGAUGAAUCGUUACAUCGGUAACUCUAUCCUUCCGCUGCUGAUCAAGCACAGUAAGUUCUACAAUGAGGCUGAAAACUACGCCAGCCUGUUGGAUGCCACGCUGCACACUGUGUACCGCAUGUCGAAGAAUCGCAUGCUGACCAAGGGCCAGCGUGAAGCUGUAUCAGAUUUCCUUGUCGCACUAACAUCCGCCAUGCACCCGGCCAUGUUGUUGAAGCUGCUGCGUAAACUGACCAUCGAUGUGUCGAAGCUGUCAGAGUAUACCACUGUCGCACUGCGGCUACUGACGCUGCACUACGAGCGUUGCGCUAAGUACUACGGCACUACCGGUGGUGGCCAGGCGUCCCAGUUUGGCGCGUCCUCCGACGAGGAGAAGCGUCUCACGAUGCUGCUGUUCUCGAACAUUUUCGACUCGCUCAGCAACAUGGACUACGAUCCGGAACUGUUCGGUAAGGCACUUCCAUGUCUUAUUGCGAUCGGUUGUGCCCUGCCGCCAGACUAUAGUCUGUCCAAGAACUCAGACGACGACCUGUACGGUAAACCGACCGGCGGUGGCCCCGAUCAGCCGCACUAUAAUCCGCAGCCGAUCGACACGACCGCCGUUCAGUUGACCAACGAUCUCAAUCAGAUCGUGCAGAAGUUCAGCGAACACUACCACGACGCCUGGGCUAGCCGCAAGCUGGAGAAUGGAUGGACCUACGGUGACCAGUGGUCCGAUUCCAGCAAGACUCAUCCUCGCCUGAAGCCGUACAACACUCUCAGUGAAAACGAACGUGAACGCUACCGUGAACCAGUUCGUGAGAGCUUGAAGGCUCUUCUUGCUCUGAACUGGAGAAUUGAACACUCCGAAGGUGACGUCCCGCUAUCCAACCGUGGAUCGAUGCGUCGCCAGUCGAAGCCGAAUCUUGGCGACACGGGUUCACCGUUCAACUACAACCCGCACCCAGUCGACAUGACCAACCUGACGCUGAGCAGAGAAAUGCAGAACAUGGCCGAACGGUUGGCCGAGAACUCGCACGAUAUCUGGGCGAAGAAAAAGAACGAGGAGUUGAACCAGUGCGGUGGGGCCAUCCACGCACAGCUCGUCCCGUACGAUCUGCUGACCGACAAGGAGAAGCGUAAGGAUCGCGAACGUUCGCAAGAGUUCCUUAAGUAUCUGCAGUACCAGGGUCUUAAGCUGCACAAACCAUCUCGUGGACAAACGGAAGAGCCGGGCAUGAGUACGGCGGCCAUUGAGCUUCGUUUCGCCUAUUCGUUGCUUGAGAAGCUGAUCUCGUACAGCGAUCGUGCCACGAUCAAUAUGAAGUUGCUGAAACCAUCGACCACGUUCAGCCGUCGAUCGUCGUUUAAGACCUGCUCGCGAGACAUUAAGUUCUUCUCGAAGGUCGUCUUGCCGCUGAUGGAGAAGUACUUCUCGUCAAACCGCAACUACUUUAUCGCGAUCGCAACCGCAACCAACAACGUCGGUGCGGCUUCGUUGAAGGAGAAGGAAAUGGUUGCUAGUUUGUUCUGCAAACUGGCCAGUCUGCUUCGCCACCGGCUGACGGCAUUUGGGGCGGAUGUGCGCAUUACCGUACGGUGCCUGCAGGUGCUGGUGAAGAGCAUUGACGCUAAAUCGCUGGUCAAGAACUGUCCCGAGUUCAUCCGAACGUCGAUGCUGACCUUCUUCAACAACACGGCUGAUGAUCUAGGCCAAACGAUCGUCAACCUGACGGAUGGCAAGUACGAUCGACUGCGCGGAACGCAUCUGAAGACAUCAACCUCGCUAGCUUACGUCAACCAGGUGAUUUUGCCCGUGCUGACGUCGCUAUUCGAUCAUUUGGCCGCGUGCGACUAUGGAAGCGACUUGCUGUUGGACGAAAUUCAGGUUGCGUCGUACAAGAUCCUUUCGGCUUUGUACACUCUUGGCACCGAUAUGUCGCUGACUCGCGACCGUAAAUACCUGAAGACGGAACUGGAGCGCCACAAGCCGGCCCUCGGAUCCUGUCUCGGUGCAUUCAGCUCCUGUUUCCCGGUGGCAUUCCUCGAGCCGCACGCCAACAAGCACAAUCCGUUCUCGCUACUGAACCGCAUCGCCGACACGUCCCUCGAGGCGCAGGACAUCAUGACCAAGAUGGAAAGCAGCAUGCCGACGCUCGAGUCGAUUCUGGCCGAGGUGGACCAGUUCGUCGAGUCGGAGAAGACGUACCAGGAGGCGCAGCACAUUAUCGAUGUAAUUCUGCCGCUGCUGUGUUCGUACCUACCGUUUUGGUGGAACCAGGGCCCGGACAAUGUUAGCCCGCAGACCGGCAAUCACGUCACGAUGGUAACCGCUGAACACAUGAACCACCUGCUGAAGAAUGUGCUCAAGAUGAUCCGCAAGAACAUUGCUAACGAGAACGCACCGUGGAUGACGCGCAUUGCCACCUACACGCAGCAGAUCAUCAUCAACAGCUCCGAGGAGCUGCUCAAGGACGUCUUUCUGCCGUUGGCCGAGCGGGUCAAGAAGCGUUGCGACAGUAUGUUCCACAAGGAGGAAAGCUUGCGUGGUUUCCUCAAGUCUUCCACCGAUGAUACCUCCCAGAUUGAAGCACAAAUCCAGGAGGACUGGCAACUGCUGGUCCGCGAUAUCUACUCGUUCUAUCCGCUGCUGAUCAAGUACGUCGACCUGCAGCGCAACCACUGGCUCAAGGAUAACGUGUCCGAGGCGGAAGAGCUGUACAACUACGUGGCGGAGAUCUUCAACGUGUGGUCCAAGAGCCAGUACUUCCUGAAGGAAGAGCAGAACUUCAUCUCGGCCAACGAAAUCGACAACAUGGCACUGAUCAUGCCUACUGCCACCCGUCGCUCGGCAGCCAUUUCUGGUGACGUUCCCGCCUCCGGUGGCAAGGUGAAGAAGAAGAAGCGUAGCCGCGACAAGAAGCGUGACAAGGACAAGGAAAUUCAGUCCAGCUUGAUGGUCGCCUGUUUGAAGCGUCUGCUGCCCGUUGGCCUGAAUUUAUUUGCCGGCAAGGAGCAGGAACUGGUUCAACACUGCAAGGAUCGCUAUUUGAAGAAAAUGCCCGAAUACGAGGUGAUCGAGUUUGCUCGCACGCAAUUGACACUGCCGGACAAGCUCGACCCUGCCGACGAAAUGUCCUGGCAGCAUUAUCUGUACUCGAAGCUCGGCAAGAAGGAGCAAAUAGUCGCGGACUCGCUCGAAAAGUCUGACAAAAAGCCCGAAAACAAAAUCGAAGACACGGUCGAGCGCAUCGUCGCCAUGGCCAAGGUUCUUUAUGGACUGCACAUGGCAUGCCGACCUAUUGCGAAAGGUCUUAAUUGGACACAAGUUUUAUCACAAGCACGACGCAAAAUGGCUGUUGCAUGUCUAAGAGCAAAACCAAUGUAUAGAUUGAGCAGACACCGCGCGUGCAAUAUCUUCGGUCGGAGCUACUCGGAACUGUGGCUAGAGGAUGAGAAUGUCGGGCAAGAGGUCAUGAUAGAGGAUCUUACGCAAACAUUUGAAGAUGCCGAGAAGAAAAAGAAGGACGAAGAAGAAGAGGAAGGCAAGCCGGAUCCACUGACGCAGCUGGUAACGACGUUCUGCCGCGGAGCGAUGACAGAGCGUAGCGGUGCAUUGCAGGAAGAUCCGCUGUACAUGUCGUACGCCAACAUUGUGGCUCGAUCGUGCGGAGAAGAGGAAGAGGAAGGCGGAGAUGAAGAGGAAGGUGCUGGAGAAGAUGAAGGCGGCGCUAGCAUUCAUACUAUGCAAAAGCUAAUGGAACAAGAAAUGGAGAAGCAGAAACUCUUGUUCCACCAGGCCCGUUUGGCGAACCGUGGUGUGGCGGAGAUGGUGCUGCUGCACAUUUCCGCCUCGAAGGGUCUGCCCUCGGAGAUGGUGAUGCGUACGCUGGAGCUCGGUAUCGCCGUGCUACGCGGCGGUAACAUCGACAUUCAGAUGGGCAUGCUGAACCAUCUGAAGGAGAAGAAGGACGUCGGAUUCUUCACCUCGAUCGCGGGCCUGAUGAACUCGUGCAGCGUGCUCGAUCUGGACGCGUUCGAGCGAAACACCAAGGCCGAGGGUCUCGGUGUCGGCUCGGAUGGUGCCGCCGGUGAGAAGAACAUGCAUGAUGCCGAGUUCACCUGCGCGCUGUUCCGCUUUAUUCAGCUGACCUGCGAGGGUCACAACUUGGACUGGCAGAAUUAUCUGCGUACGCAGGCCGGUAACACGACCACCGUCAACGUGGUCAUCUGUACGGUCGAUUACCUGCUGCGUCUGCAGGAGUCGAUUAUGGACUUCUACUGGCACUACUCCAGCAAGGAGCUGAUCGAUCCGGCCGGUAAGGCCAACUUCUUCAAGGCAAUCGGUGUGGCCAGCCAGGUGUUCAACACCCUCACUGAGGUGAUUCAGGGUCCGUGUACGCAGAAUCAGCAGGCGCUCGCGCACUCGCGUCUGUGGGACGCGGUCGGUGGUUUCCUGUUCCUGUUCUCGCACAUGCAGGACAAACUGUCGAAGCACUCGAGCCAGGUGGACCUGCUGAAGGAGCUGCUCAACUUGCAGAAGGACAUGAUCACCAUGAUGCUGUCCAUGCUGGAGGGCAAUGUCGUGAACGGCACCAUCGGCAAGCAGAUGGUGGACACGCUGGUCGAGUCGGCCUCGAACGUCGAGCUGAUCCUGAAGUACUUCGAUAUGUUCCUGAAGCUAAAGGACCUAACGUCCACGCCGAGCUUCAUGGAGAUCGAUGCGAACGGCGACGGCUGGAUCAUGCCGAAGGAUUUCCGCGAAAAAAUGGAACAGCAGAAGAGCUACACGCCGGAGGAGAUCGACUUCCUGCUGGCGUGCUGCGAGACCAACCACGACGGCAAGAUCGACUACAUCGGCUUCGUCGACCGGUUCCACGAGCCGGCUAAGGAGAUCGGCUUUAACCUGGCGGUGCUGCUGACGAACCUGUCCGAGCACAUGCCGAACGAGCCGCGCCUGGCGCGCUUCCUAGAGACGGCCGGCUCGGUGCUGAACUACUUCGAAUCGUUCCUCGGCCGCAUCGAGAUCAUGGGCUCGUCCAAGCGCAUCGAGCGCGUCUACUUCGAGAUCAAGGAAGCGAACAUCGAGCAGUGGGAGAAGCCGCAGAUCAAGGAGUCGAAGCGUGCCUUCUUCUACUCGAUCGUCACCGAGGGUGGCGAUAAGGAGAAGCUGGAGGCGUUCGUGAACUUCUGCGAGGACGCCAUCUUUGAGAUGACGCACGCGUCCGGGUUGAUGGCGAGCGACGACGACGGCGCAACCGUGCGCCGCGACCAAGCCUUUACGUACAUCAGCGAGGAGGAAGAGGAGCGGGCCGCCCAGGACCCGAUCAAGCGCACCAUCCAGGCGAUCAAGGAUGGCCUCUCCUACUCGAUGUACAUGAUCAGCCCGUCCAACAUCAAGCACCAGAUUACCGUACUGCAGUCGAAAUCAUUCCCCGAAAUCAUUGUCGGCUUCUUCAAGAUGAUAUUCUACGCGUUCUACUACUCUGGCUUUGGCGUUUCGGUCGUGAUCCGAUACCUGGUGAACAUCCUCAUGUCACUGAUGCGCGGACCAGCCCAGGAGGAGGAGGAACCCAUCCCGGAGGCGGAACCGUCCCUACGGGCACUACCACCAUUGCCCCUCGAGGAACCGCCAGGUACGGUGCAAGCGUUUGGAUUGGAUAUCAGCAAGGAGGAGAACGGACAGUACCGCAUGGCACCGCACGAGUCGCCCGCCCUAAGCCCCUCGUCGUCGAUCGAGGAAACGGGUGAGAGCAGUCCGGAGGAUGGCGCAAACGAGCUGACGGGCGAAGGUGUCGCGCCGGGUGAGCAGAUGACUCUGGUCGAUCUGCUCGGCGGUGAAGCGGCGAAGCGUGCCGCCCAGGAGCGCACCGAGGCGCAGAAGGCGCAGGAGGCAACGCUGGCAAGCAUCGAGGCCGAAUCGAAGAAGGCGUCGGCCGAAACGAAGGAACCCGCCGCCGUGCACCAGAUCGACUUCUCCAAGUACACGAAAAAGUGCGUCAGCUACCUGGCGCGCAACUUCUACAACCUCAAGUACGUCGCGCUGGUGCUGGCCUUCUGCAUCAACUUCAUGCUGUUGUUCUACAAGGUGACGACGCUCGGCGACGAUGAGGACGCGGAAGGGUCGGGCGAGGGCCUGAUGGGACUUGGCUCCGGCAUGGGAUCUGGCCUUGGCAUUUUGGAAACGGGAUCGGGCGGCGGUGCUGAUGGCGGCAGCGGCGACGGCGAAGGCGAAGAGGAGGAUCCACUCGAGAAGGUGCAUGUCGAUGAGGACUUCUUCUACAUGGAACACGUGUUGCGGGUGGCCGCCAUACUGCACAGCUUGGUCUCGCUUGCCAUGCUGAUCGCCUACUACCACCUGAAGGUGCCGCUGGCUAUCUUCAAGCGCGAGAAGGAAAUUGCCCGCCGACUGGAGUUCGACGGACUGUUCAUUGCCGAGCAGCCGGAGGACGACGACAUCAAAUCGCACUGGGACAAGCUGGUCAUCUCGGCGAAGACGUUCCCGGUGAACUACUGGGACAAGUUCGUGAAGAAGAAGGUCCGCCAGAAGUACAGCGAGACGUACGAUUUCGACUCGAUCUCGAACCUGCUCGGCAUGGAGAAGACGGCGUUCGCGGCGCAGGAGGCGAACGAGGGCGGCGGCUUCUUCCACUUCAUCGCGAACAUCGACUGGCGCUACCAGAUCUGGAAGGCCGGUGUAACGAUCACGGACAACUCGUUCCUCUACUCGCUCUGGUACUUCACCUUCUCGGUGAUGGGCAACUUCAAUCAGUUCUUCUUCGCCGCCCAUCUUCUCGAUGUGGCCGUCGGUUUCAAAACGCUCCGCACGAUCCUGCAGUCGGUCACGCACAACGGCAAGCAGCUGGUGCUGACGGUGAUGCUGCUCACGAUCAUCGUCUACAUCUACACGGUCAUUGCGUUCAACUUCUUCCGCAAGUUCUACAUCCAGGAGGACGACGAUGGCGAGGAGGGCGACCGGAAGUGCCACGACAUGGCAACCUGCUUCGUGUUCCACCUGUACAAGGGUGUGCGGGCGGGCGGUGGCAUCGGUGACGAAAUCGGUGACCCCGACGGCGACGAGUACGAGGUGUACCGCAUCCUGUUCGACAUUACGUUCUUCUUCUUCGUCAUCGUCAUCCUGCUGGCCAUCAUCCAGGGUUUGAUCAUUGAUGCGUUCGGUGAGCUUCGUGAUCAGCUCGAGUCGGUCAAGGAGGACAUGGAGUCUAACUGCUUCAUCUGUGGAAUAGGCAAGGACUACUUCGAUAAGGUACCGCACGGGUUCGAUACGCACGUGGCACAGGAGCACAACCUGGCCAACUACAUGUUCUUCCUGAUGCAUUUAAUCAACAAACCGGAUACCGAGUACACCGGUCAAGAGACGUACGUGUGGAACAUGUACCAGCAGCGCUGCUGGGACUUCUUCCCCGUCGGUGACUGCUUCAGAAAGCAGUACGAGGAUGAGCUGGGCGGUGGAGGCAGCUAAGCCGCAGAACGGUCCCCCACCGCCAGUAGCAAAACCAGCGGAACAAAGGCAGAACACCCGCACACAGCCACAACAUAAGCA